CUUCCAACUGCGCAUGCGCAGCGUGUGUCUUCACAGACGUGAGUAGUCGAUGCCUGGUGGUUGGAUUUCAGGGCCGAUUGUCGACAGAGGAAACUUUUAUCAGAGGGUUGCUAAACAACUACCUCAACAUUUUAACUAUUAUUUUUGUGACCUCAGUGACCAGGGCAACACACCACACAGCAACGGAUACUCCAGGAGCCCGCUGUGGACGAGAAGAUAGAGAGGAGAGAGGGGGGAAGAGGAGAAGACGGCAAAAAGAUAAGACAGAAAACGAGAAGAGAGGGAGUCAUAGGCCAUGUGAAUAUGAGGACAGAAAGGGAAGAAGAAGAAGAAGAAGAGAGAGGAGCAGGAGUCCGAGGAAACAAGCCUCUAUGAUGAGUUUGGUAGCUGCUGGAGAUGAAUCAUGCGCUCCUGACAGAUUCAGAGGACAGAAGAAAAAAGUGCCAGUCGGCUUUUAAGAGGGGACUCUGGGAGGAGGAAGAGUAAGACGAAAAGAGGUGACGAAUGCCUGCUGUCCGCCACAGCUGACGCAGUCUGAUUGUCUCUGGAAGAUUUCGGUUCCCUGAAUGACCGACGGAGGACAUGGUCGUGGAUCCACUGCCUGUACUGAAGAAAUAGUUUCAUCUCGAGACAGCAAGUGGAUAAACUCCUAGUCUGACAUUAAGGCUCUCCUCUGCAGCCGCGAUGCCUGAACGGAUAAACAACUUCCAGGGUCAAAGCUUUCACAAGCUGAGGCGGGCCUGCUUGCGUCGGGGCGCGCUCUUUAAGGAUCCCCUGUUCCCCCCCGCAGCCCAGUCCCUCUUCUACAAGAGGGAGCUCCCACCAGGACUGACCUGGAAGAGGCCAAGGGAGAUAUGUAAGGACCCCCGUCUGUUUGUCGAUGGCAUCAGCACUCGUGACUUGCACCAAGGCAGCCUGGGUAACUGCUGGAUGGUGGCAGCGAUCUCCUGCUUAGCAUCUGUGCCGUCCCUGUGGAAGAAGGUGAUCCCCGACCACGCGGAGCAGGAGUGGAAUCCGAAGCGUCCUGACCUGUACGCUGGAAUCUUCCACUUCCGGUUCUGGCGACUUGGCCGAUGGAUGGAUGUUGUUGUGGACGACCGCCUGCCUGUCAGCAGGGAUGGGGUGCUGCUCUUCUGCCGUUCAGCUACACCUCGAGAGUUUUGGAGUGCCCUCUUGGAGAAGGCCUACGCCAAGCUGAACGGCUGCUAUGAGGCCCUGGAGGGGGGGAACACCACCGAGGCACUGAUCGACUUCACUGGUGGGGUGUCAGAGCCCCUCAGCCUGGACCGUGAGGCCCUCAGCCUGCACAGCGACCAGAGGAGGGCGUUCUUCCAAAUGCUGGCCAAGGCACACGACCGCAAAGCCCUCAUCACUUGCUCCAUACGGCCGGCAGAGGGGGAGACAGUGGAGUCGGUGAUGGAUUGCGGUCUGGUGCGAGGACACGCCUACGGGAUCACAGCGGUGAGGAAGGUGAGGCCCGGGGAGAAGCUGCUGCAGUCAGGCGGGGUAGCCCGACUCUUCAUGGUGCGCAUGAGGAACCCGUGGGGGACCACAGACUGGACGGGUGCCUGGAGUCAGGGGUCGCAGCAGUGGCAGCAGAUGAGUCGUGCAGAGAGGGAGAAGAUGGGCCUCAUUGUUCGAGACGUUGGGGAGUUCUGGAUGGAUUUCGAGGAUUUCUGUCACUACUUCACAGAUGUGGUGGUGUGCCGGCUGGUGGAGCAGGCCCUGCUGUGGCCGAGCUCUCACUGGAGGGAGGUGCGCCGCUACGGGGAGUGGGCUCCAGCUCCAUCCUCUCGGGAAAUACCUCCAUCCGCUGUCCUCCACAGCAGCCACGCGCUGAGCUUGGGGAGGAACAAUGCCAAAGCAGGAGGGACCAAGCAGCGAGGAAACAGAAAGGAGGCCAGGCUUGGGGAGAGUCAGCAAACGGGAAAUCAAGGAGGAAGGUGUGAGCGAGAUAAAGCUGUCAAAAAAGCGACAAAGGAGGAUGAAGGUGGGGAGGUGGAAGCAUGGGAGGCACAGAUGGACAAGAGGAGCCGAUGUGGAGGAUGCAUCAACCACAGAGACACUUUCCUGCACAAUCCACAGUUCAUGUUUGAGCUGAGAGGCAAAGAGGAGGAGGUGCUGAUCUGCCUGCAGCAGGAGGACAGGAGGAUACGGAGGAAAGAUGGAGGGGGAGAGAACCUGCCUAUAGGCUUCGAGGUGUUAAAGGUGGAGGUGAACCGCCGCAGUCGGGUGCAGUGUGUGGUGGAGCAGGCUGCCAGCUCCGUCUACAUGGACUCCCGCAGUGUGACGCUGAAGGGGACUCUGGCUCCGGGUCGCUACGUCAUACUGCCCACCACCUUUCUCCCGGGCGCCACAGGACGCUUCCUCCUACGCGUCUUCUCCCACUCCCAUGUCCGACUCAGGGAAUUGAGGGAUGAUUUGCCGUCCCCCUCUCUGUUCCACUGUUUUCUACCUCAACCCUCGAUUGUGACCACAGUCCACCUCCGCAGGGCGUCAGGACUCAGCCCUCCCAAACAGACAGCUCCAGAUGUUUACGCCAUACUGCACUGUGAGAAUGACACCGUAAGGACGCGGGUAUUCAACUCGGAGGGAAACCCAGAGUUCAACCUCAGAGCCAUCUUCUACAGGAGAUACCCCAACACGCACAUCUCUAUAGAGGUAUGGAGCAGAGGUCUGCUGUGGGACUCGGUGCUUGGCGAGGCUCGACUCCAGACGGCGGAGUCUGAGAGGAGUCGGAGCCACGUGAUUGAUCUGCGGGGCGGCCGAUCCCACUCAGGAUGCCGACGGUGCGUCUACGUCGAGACGUCCUCCAGCAUCUGUCUCACAGACUUGUAACACGUCAUGCCUCGGCAACCACCGUCCUCUCAGGUGGACAAUGAUGAGCAAACAGUUGAUGAACUAAAAAACAAACUUGUCCUGGACAGUUCCCAAAAAUACAAACAACAUUGGUGCUGUAGCUACAUUCACUAAACUAAAGUUUACUAAAACUAAGUUGUCUCAGUGCAGUGACAGUUUAGAGUAAAUCAAGUUUAUGUUAUUUAUUUACAAGAUGCUCUGUCUGCUGGUCAGAUAUGCAGGUGAGGCGACUUCAGCAGUCUAUUAAAAAACCCCGAAGCUGCUGCCAAAUUAAGUGUUUUGUGUGUCAUUAUAUAUGUGUUUGUUUUUGUUGUUUUUUUUUGUUUUUGCUGUUGUUUAACCAGUAAUUGAAUUAACAUUUUUUAAAAUUUCAUCAAUUACAAGUUUUUACGAUUAUUUAUAAUGUGAAUAUGCAUUUUUGUUUCUGAAAACAUUUUAAUAUUAUAAAAUAAAUAACACUGCUCGACUGUUUCGAUCCUCAUUAUUACAGCUAAAUAUCAAAAUUGUUUAAAUUUGAACAAUUAAAUUAAUGCAACCCAACAAGUUACCAUUCCUGCAUGUGUCUUCAUUUAAAGGUCCCAUGUUUUGCUUGUUUUUCAUGUUUUCAUUUUUUACAUGCUUUAAAGAUGCAUCAUGUAAGAAUUUGGGUUAAUGUUAAAAAAAAAUAAUAAUAAAAUGAUCAACAGAA
Acanthopagrus latus (yellowfin seabream) is the source of this 3547-nucleotide messenger RNA. RefSeq names its product calpain-5-like. Gene Ontology annotation, cellular component: cytoplasm. NCBI's taxonomy places the organism in Eukaryota, Metazoa, Chordata, Actinopteri, Spariformes, Sparidae. The record is from RefSeq and is a predicted model, not a curated record. The transcript has 16 exons. The coding region runs from base 685 to 2838 and encodes 717 amino acids. Gene Ontology annotation, biological process: proteolysis. Gene Ontology annotation, molecular function: calcium-dependent cysteine-type endopeptidase activity.